Messenger RNA from Phytophthora nicotianae INRA-310, 2091 nucleotides. Its product is annotated as transketolase. Gene Ontology annotation, biological process: pentose-phosphate shunt. Gene Ontology annotation, cellular component: cytosol. The record is from RefSeq and is a predicted model, not a curated record. The transcript has a single exon. Gene Ontology annotation, molecular function: transketolase activity. NCBI's taxonomy places the organism in Eukaryota, Oomycota, Peronosporomycetes, Peronosporales, Peronosporaceae. The coding region runs from base 1 to 2091 and encodes 696 amino acids.
AUGGCUGACCACGUGGACAAGAAGCCGCGCAUUGGCGAGGAGCUGUGCAUCAACACGAUCCGCAUGCUGUCGGCUGAUCAGCCGAGCGCCGGCAAGUCGGGCCACCCGGGUGCCCCCAUGGGCUGCGCUCCCAUGGCUCACGUGCUCUUCGGUAAGACGAUGAAGUUCAACCCGAAGAACCCCAAGUGGAGCAACCGCGACCGCUUCGUGCUGUCGAACGGCCACGCCUGUGCGCUACAGUACAGUAUGCUGCACCUGACGGGCUACGACCUGCCCAUCGAGGAGCUCAAGAAGUUCCGCCAGUUCGGCUCCAAGGCCCCCGGCCACCCGGAGAACUUCUGCACGCCCGGUGUCGAGGUGUCGACGGGCCCGCUUGGCCAGGGUAUUUCCAACGCCGUGGGUCUGGCCAUCGCCGAGAAGCACCUGGCCGCCGAGUUCAACAAGGACGGCCUUGACAUCGUCGACCACUACACGUACGUCAUCUGCGGUGACGGCUGCCUGCAGGAGGGCGUUUCCUCGGAGGCCUCGUCGCUGGCCGGCCACUUGGGCCUGGGCAAGCUCAUUGUGCUGUACGACGACAACAAGAUCACCAUCGACGGCCACACCAAUCUCUCGUUCACCGAGGACGUGCAGAAGCGCUACGAGGCCUACGGCUGGCACGUGCAGGUCGUUGAGGACGGCAACUACGAUCACGCCGCUAUCCUCAAGGCCGUCGAGACGGCCAAGACUGUGACCGACAAGCCGUCGCUCAUCAAGAUCCGCACCAUCAUCGGCCUUGGCUCCAAGAUCGAGAACACCCACUCGGUGCACGGUGCCCCUUUGAAGCCCGAUGACCUGGCGGCCACUAAGGAGAAGUACGGCCUCAAGGGCUCGGAGACCUUCUUCGUCCCUGAACAGGUCAAGAAGUACUACGACAAGACUGCGUCGGGCGCGGAGCACGAGAAGAAGUGGAACGAGCUUUUCGCCAAGUACACUGAGAAGCACCCCAAGGAGGCUGCUGAGUUCACGCGCCGUAUGGAAGGCAGGCUGCCGGCCGACUGGAAGAAGAACAUGCCCAAGUACACGGCCGCGGACCCUAGCAAGGCUACUCGCCAGCACUCAGAAAUCGCGCUGAACGCUGUGGCCACGGCUCUGCCCGAGAUCGUGGGCGGAUCGGCUGACUUGACCCCGUCCAACCUGACGCAUCUGUCCAUGUCGGGCGACUUCCAGAAGGACACUCCUAUUGGCCGCUACAUCCGCUUCGGUGUGCGUGAACACGGUAUGGCCGCGAUCUCGAACGGUCUGUUCGCCCACGGCGGUGUGCGUCCGUUCUGCGCUACCUUCUACAACUUCAUCGGCUACGCUAUGGGCGCCGUGCGUGUGAGCGCUCUGUCGCGCUUCGGUGUGAUCUACGUGGCCACCCACGACUCGAUCUUCCUGGGUGAGGACGGCCCGACCCACCAGCCCAUUGAGAUGAACGCGGCCCUGCGCGCCAUGCCCAACAUGUACGUGUACCGUCCGGCCGACGGCAACGAGACCGUGGGCGCCUACAUCGCUGCUGUGGAGAACCAGCACAAGACGUCGGUGCUCGCUCUGACUCGUCAGGGCCUGCCGAACCUGGCCAACUCGACGGCCGAGGCUGUGGCCAAGGGUGCCUACAUCAUCGCCAACGUGGCCAAUGGAGCCGAGGUGGAGUCGCUGGAGGGCGAGCCCAACCUGGUUCUGGUUGCCUCUGGCUCGGAGGUGUCGCUUGCAAUCGACGCUGCUAAGCUACUGACCAGCUACAAGGUGCGCGUCGUGUCUGUGCCGUGCCGCGACCUGUUCGACGAGCAGUCGGUUGAGUACAAGAAGGAGAUUAUUGGAGAGGGCAUCCCGACCAUGAGCGUGGAGGCCGCCGCCACCUUCGGCUGGUCCACGUACUCGCACUCGCAGUUCGGUCUGGACCGCUUCGGUGCUUCGGCCACGAUCGCGCAGCUGAAGGAGCAAUUUGGCUUCAACCCCAACACGGUCGCUGACGAGGCCCGCAAGCUGGUCAAGUACUACGAUGGCCGCUCGGCCCCGAGCCUCUUCGACCGCCCUGCCCCGCGUGUGCUUAAGGCUGCGGACCACUAG